CCUCAUACUUAAGCAGGCAAAGGUUUUAGACUUCGUAAUUUACAAGGCGUUUUUUUAUCCACAUACACUUUUAAUAAAAUAAAAUCGUUGGUUUCUGCACUGGUUUUUUCUCUGAACAACUACUCCAACAGAUUCCAAACAAGAUGCCGCCGGAAGGGGAGCUCCGAUACCGAUCACCGCCACCAACAGAUUCCACCACCACAAUAGACGACGAGGAGGGCUGGGUGUGGGCCCAGAUAAAAGCGGAAGCGAGGCGCGACGCCGAGUCAGAGCCAGCUUUGGCAAGCUACCUAUAUUCGACAAUUCUGUCUCACUCGUCAUUAGAGAGGUCGCUCUCCUUUCAUUUAGGAAACAAGCUCUGCUCUUCAACGCUUCUCUCAACUCUCUUGUACGAUCUCUUCCUCAACACUUUCACUUCAGACCCUGGCCUUCGCGUCGCUGCUGUUGCUGACCUUCGAGCCGCACGUGCUCGUGACCCUGCUUGCGUUUCUUUCUCUCACUGCCUCCUCAAUUACAAAGGUUUCUUGGCCUGCCAGGCUCAUCGAGUUGCUCACAAGUUGUGGAAUCAGUCUCGUAGGCAACUGGCGUUGGCUUUACACUCUCGAAUCUCUGAUGUUUUUGCUGUUGAUAUACACCCAGCAGCCAAGAUUGGCAAGGGUAUCCUUUUUGAUCACGCUACUGGUGUGGUGAUUGGUGAAACAGCAGUGAUUGGUAAUAAUGUCUCCAUUUUGCAUCAUGUUACACUUGGAGGAACAGGGAAAGCCUGUGGGGAUCGCCACCCCAAGAUUGGUGACGGAGUGUUGAUUGGAGCAGGUGCCACCAUUUUGGGGAAUGUAAAGAUUGGGGAAGGAGCAAAGAUCGGAGCAGGCUCAGUAGUGCUAAUUGAUGUGCCCCCUCGAACCACUGCGGUUGGAAAUCCUGCAAGGUUAGUGGGAGGAAAGGAAAAACCAGCUAAGCAUGAGGAAUGCCCUGGAGAGUCCAUGGAUCAUACUUCAUUUAUCUCUGACUGGUCAGAUUAUAUUAUUUGAUUGGUUUUGCUCCAUACUUGUCUCUUGUUUGUUACUGCAGCUACUUUACUAAUAAUGCUCCUUGUUCGGUUGGUUUUGAGCAGCGUGGUAUGCCUCUUUAUCUAUAAUUAUGCAUGUUUGUAUUGAACAACGACUAUAAUGAAGAACCUUGUCAUAUUUUUAUCU
Molecule: messenger RNA, 1193 nt
Organism: Populus euphratica (Euphrates poplar)
Lineage: Eukaryota; Viridiplantae; Streptophyta; Magnoliopsida; Malpighiales; Salicaceae
Product: serine acetyltransferase 5-like
Exons: 2
Coding region: 144-1028 (294 amino acids)
Cellular component (GO): cytoplasm
Molecular function (GO): L-serine O-acetyltransferase activity
Source: RefSeq, a predicted model, not a curated record